This is a messenger RNA of Coniosporium apollinis CBS 100218, 1470 nucleotides long. RefSeq lists its product as uncharacterized. The record is from RefSeq and is a predicted model, not a curated record. The transcript has a single exon. The coding region runs from base 1 to 1470 and encodes 489 amino acids. Lineage: Eukaryota; Fungi; Ascomycota; Dothideomycetes.
AUGGCGCCUAUUGCUCAAGAACGAGCUCAGAAGACCGGUACUGGGCCGAACAGUGAAGACAUUCAAGACGGGAGAGUAACACGGUCUCAUACCAUGCAAAGCAGCCGUGUACCACAGCCAAACUACAUGGGACCUCCUGUUACCGGCGCAGAAGGAGAUAACGUCCAACGCAAACCUAUAGUGCCCGGUGGGAGAAGCAGACAAGGACGAGGAAGAGGCGGUGCUGCAGCAGGGAGAAAGAAGAUCAACACUGCUGCUAGAAGUGUUGAUGAGAUCACGAAGGGUAUCUCGCAGUAUGGAAUCGAUGCCGAGGAACUGACCGAGCCGCCUUCGAUCCCUGAGAGCGCCCCUAGUCUAAGUUCUCGACCCUUCGGCACUACUACAAGCUCACGGUCGUACACCGCCACCGCGUCCGCAAAGACAUCGCGCAUAAACCUUAUGAACCCUCGCAAGCCUGGUUUUGAGGAGUAUGCCGCAGCUAUCCAUAACAUUGUGAUUGAUGAUACGGAUCACAAAAACGACACGCUUACACCCAUCAACAUACUCGAGCCUUACACGGGUCCAACCUGGCCAUUCUGGCAUUUUGGUACCAGCGUUCCAAGCGAAGGAGAAAAGUUUCCGUACAGCUCUCUUGAAGGGAUCGACGCAGCGGAGAUCUGGCUAUCCUUCUCCAGUGAUUCGACCAGAGCCAUCACCAAAGCCUACCAAGCUAUGAAAUUCAGGAACUUCUGUGAACAGGAGUACGUUUGGUUUGCAAACGAAAAAUUCCUGAAGAGGAAAGAUCCAAGUCUCGAGGCUUCCGAAGAUGGAAAGUGGCGUGCGGAGCGAAUGCUUCAGCUCGUCGCUCCAGCGAAAUCAAGCAAGUGGGUCCCUCCCCCACGCUGUGUCGAAACAGAAGGGCCUCCCGAGUAUAAGUUCGACUCCCGGCCUGAUUGCGCCUACUGGCUGUCGCUCGUGGGUUUCAACGAGGAUUACCGGAGCGAGAUCAGAAGCAUCCUUUACGUGCAUGAAGGCUGGCUUAUAUGCCCUUACUUCACCAUCGAGUUUAAGAAGGAUGGCGAAUCGGACGUGCAAGCCCGAGCCCAGGCGGCCGUAGUAGGGUCCUUGGGCCUAUACAACCGUUUUUUGCUAAGGUCGAAGGCGAUCCGACUCCUGAAGAGGCAUUGGACUGAAGCUGACGAGGCGCACAUGAUGCACUUCGCCUUGACGUUUGUGGGAGCGGAUUUUCAGUUCUGGAUCCUCAAGCCAAAUCCGCUCGGACCGGAGGGAUUGUGGAAUGGGUGUACCAUGAAGCUGUUGUGCGAGUCAGGAUGCACCGCGAGUUCUGGAGUGGAGCGACUGGAGCACUGGAUCAAUGAGAUCCACAGAUGGGGUUUAACGAAACACGCCUCAAGCUGCAAGGACGACGUCAAGCUGCUUCUUCGGGGUAAUGGGAUUCGCACGUCUGAUAUCGGCGUUGAACUACGGUGA